AAAGGGGGGUUGUCUGUCAUGAAACCUGAGAGAAAAGAAGCCUGGAAGCGAGCACGCAACCUUCACAUCAGGGGAAGGAAAAGGAGGAACAGGACUUCUCUAUCCUGCCUUAGAUUGACUUGUGUUCCUUUCCACAUUUUUCCCACUUCGUCGCCGAUACAGUCUGAACGCAGUGAUGGCGCCCACUCUGGUGCAGGCCUACAGGAGGCGCUGGUGGAUGGCAGUGACGGCCGUCAUUGAGAACCUGCUGUGUUCCGCGGUGUUGCUCGGUUGGGGCUCCCUGCUCAUCAUGCUCAAGAGAGAAGGCUUCUACUCCCACCUGUGCUCAGAGAACGACUCGGUGGUGCUGCCCGUGGGCAACUCCUCCGGUGGUGAGGCAGAGGAAUGGCUGAGCUGCGUGGACCAGGAGGAGAUGUUGAAUUUGGGCUUCACCAUCGGCUCCUUCUUGCUCAGUGCCACCACGCUUCCCCUGGGCAUCCUGAUGGACAAGUUCGGACCACGUCCCAUCCGCCUGGUGGGCAGUUCUUGUUUUGCGUCGUCUUGUAUAAUGAUGGCGGCGUCCUCCUACAACCCUCAGACUUUGUCAGCUCUCAUCUUCCUGGCUCUUUCUUUGAAUGGUUUUGGAGGAAUCUGCCUGACCUUCACCUCCCUCACGCUCCCAAACAUGUUUGGAGCCCUGAGCUCCACCGUCAUGUCGCUGAUGAUCGGCUCCUACGCCUCCUCAGCUGUCACCUUUCCCGGAGUGAAGCUGAUCUACGACGCUGGAGUCUCCUUCCAGGUGAUCAUGUGGUGCUGGGCCGGUCUGGCUGGGUUCGUUUUCUGCAACUGCUUCUUGAACUGGCCUGUUGAAGGUUUUCCGACCCCCGACGAAGUGGACUACAGUAAGAUCUUGACGUCUCUGCCGGAACGUCCUUCCUCUGACCAAAAGAUUGUGAGAGAGAAGCUGAAUGAGAAAAAUGGCGACAUCCAACAUUCCAUGGAGAAGCUUCCAAAUGGACACGACACACCAAACUCCAUUCCUUUCCGUCGCUCCGUCUUCUCGCCCAUCUUCCUGUGGAGCCUGGUCACCAUGGGGAUGUCUCAGCUCAGGAUCAUCUUCUUCAUGGGGGCCAUGAACAAGAUGCUGGAGUUUAUGGUCACACAUGGCGAAGAGCAUCCUUCAGAGGAGCUGGUGAUCGAAGCAGAAGAGAAAGUCAGUUUCUACUCAUCCAUUUUUGGGACGCUGCAGCUGCUGUGUCUGGUCACUUGCCCUCUUAUUGGUUACAUCAUGGACUGGAAGAUGAAGGAGUGUGAAGAGGAGAAACCUUUGGCCCGUGAUGCGGAGCAGAGUGGGAGUGUGGGCCCCAAAAGAGACCGAAAAAUCCAGAAGGUGACCAAUGCCAUGAGGGCUUUCAUCCUCACCAACCUGCUGCUCAUCGCCUUUGGAUGCUGCUCGCUCAUCGACAACCUGCCCCUACAGAUCCUGACCUUCAUCCUCCACACCAUGGUGCGCGGCUUCAUCCACUCGUGCUGCGGAGGCCUCUACGCUGCUGUCUACCCAUCCAACCACUUUGGCACCUUGACAGGGCUGCAGUCCAUGAUCAGCGCUGUGGUGGCUUUGCUGCAGCAGCCGCUUUUCAUCGCCAUGGUGGGACCACUGAAGGGAGACCCCCACUGGAUCAACCUGGGCCUCCUCAUCCUCUCCCUGUCUGGAUUCUUGUUGCCGGGUUACCUGUUUUACCACCGCAGACAUCUGAUCAGAGAGCGCGAGGCUCGCGACACGCUGGCGGCGGGGCAGGAGAUGCAGGCGCUGAACCACAAAGAGGCCAACGGACACAAACCUCACACCAACGGUGUGGCUGCCGUGAAAGCUUAAACAGAGAUUUCGUCACCUUUGCCUUGGACAGGACCAGCCCUCUUUGACAUUUGCAGUGUUUGACUUCAGAUCCCCUCAGCAGCACCACAGUCCAAAUUUUUUUAAAGAAAGAGGUGUUGUAUUUAUUUUUUUAUUACCCGUGUCAGUCAGUGAGCCAAAUUAAAUCAAAGCCAUAGCCAUUUUUCAUCCGCACAGAUUCUCGCGCGUAAUGUGCGACCACGGUCACAGCGGCACCAAUGUCCAAUGAAGAGUCACACCAAAGACAAAGGGGGACGUUUUUCUUCAGUGUGUUUCACCACAUGUACUGUACUCAUCACGCUCACCUUGAUUCGCACACACACCUGUUUUUUUUUUUUUUUAGCAGACAAACAUUUAGUUACUUAGAUGUCCUUCUCAUUAUCAAAUUCUGAUACUGAGCUCAGUAUUGUAAAAAGAAAAUCGGAUACUUUUUAGAAGUACUUUUCACACGCAGUCAGGUCUGUUCAAGGCCCCUACGACCUUGGAAGGUUGAACAUCUGACCGCUGUCUUGAGAGCAUCACUGAGACACACAGCAGAUAGACUGGUUGUAGAGACAUAAGUUCUACCUCCUCCAUUUCCGUUUUUUUGUACUGUCUCUCUGCAACACCAGUGUUCACUCUCACGUUGUCGACCCGCUAAGUCCCAAGUCGCCCAGCUUUUAAGAGUCCGGCCUCGGCAGUUUCAAUGCUUUUAAAUAUGUAUUUUUCAUUUGUUUUUUGGCGGGGACGAGGCCUGAUCCUUCACACGUGACGCAGUGUGUCGACACUUUGUACGGCUUUAUGCACAGAAAUGAAAUAGUGUGUGUAUAAAUGUGUAUUUAAGUGUAUUUUUUAUAUAUUUGCUGUAGCUUUAAAAGGGAUGUUUCAUUGUCAUCAAAUUGUAAAUAGAAUGUUGUGUCUUUUUUUUUUUUCGCUUGGGUGUGAGCCUUAUCCGGUGCGUGGUCUGGAUCCCCCCCAAAUUUCACAGUAGUGGAAGAGUUGUCAUUUGUUGCAUUUAAUCGUUUGUUUAAAAAAAAAGAGAAGACUUUCAGUGUUUUGUGGGAUGCAUGUAUAUCCUUCUUUAUUAUGCAACCAAGGAACACCAGUGCCUUACUGUUGCCGUCCUCCUGGCAGUAAAGAAGCAUGUGUAUGUGGUCCAUUUACUGCCACGACUGUAGAUUUACUCGAGUGUGAAUGUCUGAAUCACAAAAACGUGGUUUUUGUUAGAUCUUGAUUAAGUCCCGGCUUGUGCUUAAAUUAUUUGUACAUGUCGCCUCCGACACUUCAUUGUUGAAGUGGUAUUGAAGAAUGUACACAAUAAAUUAUG
Synchiropus splendidus (mandarinfish) is the source of this 3179-nucleotide messenger RNA. It is a transcript of the gene slc43a1a, whose product is annotated as solute carrier family 43 member 1a. NCBI's taxonomy places the organism in Eukaryota, Metazoa, Chordata, Actinopteri, Syngnathiformes, Callionymidae. The coding region runs from base 176 to 1855 and encodes 559 amino acids. The transcript has 15 exons. Gene Ontology annotation, molecular function: neutral L-amino acid transmembrane transporter activity; L-amino acid transmembrane transporter activity. The record is from RefSeq and is a predicted model, not a curated record. Gene Ontology annotation, biological process: neutral amino acid transport; transmembrane transport.